GUUUUUUCUAAAAAACACAAAAAAAAACUAGUAUUAAAACUGUCCAUAUGUUAUUUUUCAUUUUAUAUCUUUACACAGUAUUUAGUUAGUGAAUGACAUAACCUAAAAAUUUCUAUAUUUGAGUAUAUGGUGCUUAAAGGAAUAUGCUCAAAAUAAGCAUACAAGUUUAAAAAAUUUACAUUUUAUACAUAUAUUUUUAGUUUAAAAGAAUACCAUUUGUUUAGAAAACUGCAGGUAUCGAAUUUUUCACAAUCUAUGAGAGAGCCUUUACUACCGAAGUCAAUAUAAAUAUCGAUAAGACCCAAAAGUCGUAAGUUAUGGCUAUUUAUUGUUAUAGCAAAGAAAUAUCUGAAGGAUAAAGGAGUGAAAUAUACACUCAAGAACAAAAAAAUCCACUUAAGUCGUGGUCAAAAGUCUCUAGCAAAACAUCUGUAUCUUCUAUUCUUUUUCUGACCUCAGAAUUAAUUUUUUUGACAAAGAAAAAAUAUCAAACGAAAAUGAAUCUUAAGCAAUGAAAAAGGGUUAUAAUUAAUUAUACAAUAAUUAUGUUAAAUAUGUAAUAGUUAAUGUACUCUCCCUCCCCUGGCCUUAAUAACAGCUUCCAAUCGCUUCUUCAUGGAUCGAGAUUGUUUACUCGAUGUUGUUCGAUGCUAUCCCAUUCUUCAGUAAGUGCAAUUUUGAGUGCAUUCCAUAAAGGAUCGAUAGAAUUUAAGUCCACGUCAUAACGGCAAUUUCCACAUCCUGUAAAUACUAACGUACAGACCUAACCUGCAAUAUGUGGGCAUUGUUCUGCAUUAGGAUUUCUUCUAUGUAUCGGUUCGUCGUUAAUCCUCCAGCUCCACCACCAGUUUCAAUAAAAACCCAUUCAAUUUUUUCUUCCAUUGAAAUUACCGUCCAAACCAUCCAGGAACCACCUCCUAAAGCCAAGUUUUCUUUCAUACAACACUGCGCUAAUCGUUCUCCAGGUCCUCUGUAGACUCGUCCUCUUCUAUCACAGUUAUGCAGGCACACUCUGCAUUUACCUGAGAAGAUAACGAAGUCUCAUUAUUCGCCAGUUCAAUUAACGUGUUGUCUAGCAAAUCGUAGACGGGCUGCUCGGUGUAAUGGAACUAAUUUGGCUCAAGGUUAGGUUUCUUAAGUCUUCUUCUGACUGUCCAAUCACUUCUCGCGUUUCUAUGAGCUCUUGUUGGACUUAAAACCAGUGAGGGCUUGAUUUCUCAGCGACGUGCACCUUUUUCUUCCGGAACCGCGUCUUCGAUCAAAGUUACCAGUCGCUUGGUAACGACGGUAAACUGUGGAAGCAGCACACUGACUCAUGUUCAGCGAACUGGCAACUUCUCGCUGCCUCUGGCCUGGUCGCAAUAGGUUGAUCGCUUAAGCAGCUUUAUCACUUGUUUAAUGUAGAAGUUUGUUUGUCGUUAACGGAGAUGUUUAUCGGUUGAAGUUUGAUGGCUACCUGCUAGUGGUUAGUCAGGUAGAUAACCUUUUAUAGUUGGACUUUGAGAGCAUUUUAUAUAAUUUUGAGGCUAAUGCUAUUAUCUUCAAGAUUUUAUUAUAAAAAAUCCAAUUUCUUGUUCAGUUUUUUCGUCAAUUACACGAGUGUAUAUUAUUUGUACGUUUAUUUGUUUUAAAUAGUCCAGUAACUUGUCAAAUGUUCUACAACUUGUAAAAUAUCCUGUAUACUGUCACUACUGACAACCGAUGUCAAAACAAAUUUUUGAUAUAUUGACCAAACAUCGUUGUAUACUUUAAAAUAUUUCCAGAUUCGGAUUUAAUUUUACGUUUAUUUUUAUUCUCAUUUACAACAAUGUCUUCGCAGCAACCGAAACAAACCACCUUGUACCAUCAUUCAUUGGUAGUGGUACCUCCACCACCAGCAAAAUUCACCCUAAGUGAAUGGCAUUUAAAUAAUUCGUUUAGGAAUAGAAUAUGCCUGGACCAACAAAAAUUAGCUGACUCCAUUAUUGCCGAAAUUGAUAGAUCUAUAGACGAGGUACAAGAUAAAACUGACCUGAAUAAAAGAGAAGUGGAUCACAAUUUAAAAGAAAAAAUUAAAGAUAUCGAAUUCAUUAAAUCGGAGAUAGAGAUACAAAGGAAAGAGGUGUGUAAAGAGGAAGAAAACUUGAAAAUGUACAUGGAAAGAAUUAAAGAUUGUUUGGAAGCAUGUCAAAAAAAUGGCUUAGAAAUUGUUAGAAAAUGUAUCAUACUUAGAGAGGGAAGGAUCGGAAUUGAUUUUUGCUACGACGAAGUAGACAGAGAAUUAAAAAAAGAAUUAUCAGUUUUAGAGGGUGGUAUAAGCUUGCUGAAUAGAACUUUGCAAGAAGCAAAUGAACAGAUCAGGCGUUUAAGAUCCACUUUUUACUUCAUGGAUCGUGACCUAACAGACAAAAGUACCACCCAUAAAAUUGAUAGUUUGAACAGUACUUUGACCAAUACCAGUCUGAAUCUCAGUAUAUACCAUGGAUUUUCACCAUUAGACCCUGCCAAUAUCACAUUACAAGAAUGGGAAAAAUUCACCCAAGAAAGCAUAAAUAAAGCUGCUAAAGAAAUUGCUUGUGCCAGGCAGCUUCGUUCUUAUGUGGACAUAUUGCUUAAACAAGCUAUCGAUGACAUGGAUAUGCAAUGUAACGCUACAAAUAAUGCAUUUAGACGAAGAAUUGAAGAAAUUAAAGAUAUAAAAAUGAGAAUGGAAGUACAACAUUCCGAAGUUAUGAGACAGGCAAACGAAAUGACAAGAACUAUAACAAAAUUAGAAAAGGCUUUGGUUGAAAAAGAAGGAUACAUGGCCCUGGCUCAUACUAGGUUAGGUAAUCGAGCGCAACGUCCUGGAGUUGAACUGUGUAAAGAUCUUGUUGAAAUAGCUCUAGUCAAUGAAGUCGCUGAGCUAAGAGGUAACUGUGCCAUUUUACAACAAAAAAUGGCAGAAGCUCAGGCUUCUUUACGAUACCUUCUAAAAACACAGAUUCAACUAGAAGAGGACAUAAAUAUAAAAACCAAUUCAUUGAAGAUUGAUGAAGUUGACUGCAUGAGUCUUCGACAAGCAAUGGAUUAUCAUAGUUUUUGAAUCUAAUAUUUUUACUACAUUGUGAGAAAUAUACAUUGAAAAAAAAUCUAGUUGUAUCCUGCAAAGUUGGGUAUUGUGUAAUAAUUUUAUUAAUCUGAAUCUUUUUGACUGAUCACUUUUUGGUUCUCUUCUUUUAGGAAAUCCCAACAAUAUUGAAUUGAUAAAAAUAAUAAAUUCUUUGGUUCCCUUAAAAAA
This is a messenger RNA of Diorhabda carinulata, 3259 nucleotides long. RefSeq names its product tektin-1. Gene Ontology annotation, cellular component: microtubule cytoskeleton; nucleus. The coding region runs from base 1808 to 3064 and encodes 418 amino acids. NCBI's taxonomy places the organism in Eukaryota, Metazoa, Arthropoda, Insecta, Coleoptera, Chrysomelidae. Gene Ontology annotation, biological process: cilium movement involved in cell motility; cilium assembly. The transcript has 5 exons. The record is from RefSeq and is a predicted model, not a curated record.